Akanthomyces muscarius is the source of this 1668-nucleotide messenger RNA. RefSeq lists its product as uncharacterized. The coding region runs from base 1 to 1668 and encodes 555 amino acids. NCBI's taxonomy places the organism in Eukaryota, Fungi, Ascomycota, Sordariomycetes, Hypocreales, Cordycipitaceae. Gene Ontology annotation, biological process: regulation of transcription by RNA polymerase II. The transcript is spliced from 3 exons. The record is from RefSeq and is a predicted model, not a curated record.
AUGCCCGUCACCGACAUUGUCACCAUCGACAACCUGUCGACAAAACUGCCGCAAUGGCGCCCUAGCGCGGCCAAUCAUCUAUACGCCAUUGUCGACAUGGGCAGCAACGGCGUCCGCUUCUCCAUCACGUCGUUAGCGCCGCCAUUCUCACGGCUCCUCAACCCUCUCUUCUCCACGCGCGCCGGCAUAUCACUCUUUGACGCUCUCACGCCGUCUCCCACAGCCGGAGGCGGGCUGAUCUUCCCGGAGCAGACCGUCAUCGACGUGGCCGAGACGGUGGCCAGCUUCCGCCAGGUCGCCGUCGCGCACGGCGUGCCGGCAUCCCAGACGUACAUCUUCGCCACCGAGGCCAUGCGCCGGGCCGAGAACGCCGGCGACAUGCUCGACGCCAUCCGCGCCGCCACGGACGGGCUCGGCGUGCAGAUCCUCGCGCCCGAGGUCGAGACGCUCUGCGGCGCCGUCAUGGGCACCCGCAGCAGCCUCGUCGGCGUUCCCGGCGGCGCGCUCUUCCUCGACCUCGGCGGCGGCAGCGUCCAGAUGACGUGGGUCGACACCGCGACGCCCAGCUACAUGGUCGAGGCGGCCAUGGCGGGUACGAGUCUGCCCUACGGCGCGGCGAAGCUGAUUCGGCUGCUCGAGCAGCAGUCGGUGGAAACGCAAGAGGCCGAGAUUGACACGCUGCGGACGGGCAUCAAGGCCGUGUACGAUAGACUCUGCGCCAAGUUUCCGGCACUCAGGGCCAUCAGGGAGGCGCAUGAGAGGGGCGAGGAUGCCAAUGUUGAUGUGUACAUGUGCGGUGGCGGGUUCCGGGGCUACGGCACCAUGCUCAUGCACGACGAUGCCAUCAAGCCCUACCCCAUUCCGUCCAUCUCCACUUACACCGUCGACGGUGCCAAGUUCAAGGAGACGCAGCGCAUGCUGAAGAUCAAUACCGAAUACGAUGGAAAGAUUUAUGGUCUAUCGAAGCGCCGCCGUGCUCUGCAAAUGAUGCUGCCGCCCGAGAUCCGUGAAAGCAACCCCCUGCAAGUUUUGGCCGACAUCAACCCAGUCGACAAGCCCAUAUUUGAUGCCGGCUUGGAGCUUCUGCUGUCCAGUCUUCCGGACCCAUCCAUUGUCGACAACAUGCCCACCAUCCUCGCGCCGGGUCUAGGAUACCUGUUCAUCAAAGAGCUGUGGACGCGAGCCGGCCACGAAGCAGACACCAACGCCUCCAUUUCCCUUCACACCUCCAUCAUCCGGGCCCCCGGAUGCCCUGGUCUAACGCACUUGUCGCGCGCUCUGCUCGGUAUCGCGCUCGCGACGAGAUGGGGCUCGUUUCUUUCGCCCGCAGACGCGCAGCUUGAGCAAGGCCUCAUUGCCAUCAUCAGACGAUACGGCAGCGAAACCCUCUUUUGGACUCGGUACCUGGGUGCCGUCGCUGGUGCCAUCGCCGAGAUCCUUCCGUUCUCGCCAGCCUCUGCCGAUGAACUCAGGCGCGCCGUGGAAUUCAAGUCUGAGAUUGUGCAGAAAGAAAACAGCCGUGUGGUGACGUUGUCCAUUGGCAUUGCUUGCGACCAUGCUAGGCGCCUGGACGAAGAAGGACUGAUUGACAAGAUCAAGUCGGCCACGAAGAACAAGGAAGAGGGCAGUCCGAAAAAGGUUUUCGUCACGGUUUACAAACGCGCGUGA